Apis cerana (Asiatic honeybee) is the source of this 4592-nucleotide messenger RNA. RefSeq names its product IQ domain-containing protein K. The record is from RefSeq and is a predicted model, not a curated record. Gene Ontology annotation, molecular function: protein binding. Lineage: Eukaryota; Metazoa; Arthropoda; Insecta; Hymenoptera; Apidae.
UAAUUGGUUUAUCACUUGGAGGAAGAUCUUUCUUUAAAAUCCAUGGUGCUUCAGUAGCUGGAAAUUGUGUUAAUUAUUUUGAAGAGCAAAGAUAAGUAAAAAUAUUUCAAAUAAAGAACGACGAACAUAAGCUAUACCUAUUUUUUUUAGUUGAAUUUUUACCAAAGGACACCAUGGUUUGCAUGCAGGCAUUUAGAUUAAUUUCAUAAAAAUCUUUAAAAUCGUUUUAAAGAUUUACAAUAAUUCUAUCAAACCUUCCAUAAUAAAAAUUUUGAUCGAAAAAUCGAUCUUGCUGGUUAUUUGACGGUUUGCUAUAUCAUUAAUGGUUGACAAAUGAUUUUCGUGUAUUCAAUUAUCCCAUUGCUCUUUUUCUUUGAAUUAUACCAUACAAUAUUCGAAUAGAAAAAUAUUUUUGAUAUAAAUUGGUAUUCUAUAUCAUCGAAAGAAAAUUGUAAAAUGAAUAUUUGUGAAAAAGAAUGUUUAAAUGAAAUAUCUGAGUCAAGUUCCGUUACUGAUUCAAUAUUAAAUAAUUUUAAUAAUUGCGACUGUUCUAAACAUUUAAAAAAAAAAAAGGAAAAGAAUAUCAUUAUUCAAGAAAAAAAUGAUCUGUUGCCUUCGAAUUAUCUUGAUCAAACAAUAUUUUGGUUAUUAAUACCUGCAUUGGAAGAAACACUUAUCGAGGCAUCUAAACAAAAUGUUCUUCGGGUACAAAAAUGUCGUUUUAAUGGUGUCGAUUAUAUCGCAGAGAUUCUGUGGAAUCGUAAUCCACGUCGUUCGAAAAUAUUUUCACCUCCUCUAAAUGUAUUCCAAAUUCCAUCAUUUAAAGAUUAUUUGCGUCUUAAUCCUAGGCCAUAUUAUCCAAAAUCUUGGUUAUGGUCUGAGGAUAAAGCGGCAUUAUACAUACAAAGACAUAUUCGCGGUUGGAUUGUAAGAAAACGUUCGGAUGUCCAAGAAAUGAGACAAUUUUGGAAGGAUAUUGCGAUGAAAAAUCUCUUUGACAAAAAGGAAAGUGAUAUUCUGCAAUCUCAAAAAUUUUUAAGUAUGGUUUAUUUGAAAUUUAUAUCAGUAAUGAUAUAAUUCUUAAUAUGAUAUUAAAAUUUUGUUUCUUUACAGAUAUUUCACUACAAGAACGCGAAGCUAUAAUUAAAUGUGAAAAAUAUCGAUCAAUAGCACAAAAAUCGCUGGAGGGAAAACAAUCUUUUGUUUAAAGAUUAUACCAAAGGGUAAACAUCCUAGUUAAAAAAAAUAUUUCAUUUUUAUUAUUACAUUAUAAGAUUCAUUGAAUAUAUAAAAUUAUAUUCAUGAUGUAUUCUCUUGCUUAAUAUUUGCAUAUAAACUAGGACUUGCUGGUUUUCCUAAUCCUAUAUCAAUAUUAACUGUAGGAGUUUCACCUUCUUCAGCGAUUUUAUAAUUUUUGAUACCAAAAAGAGCAUAUUUGAGUUCUAGUUUUAAAUCGGAAGAUCCUUCUUUCAGAUUUGUUCUUUGACGCAUUAAUAUUUCUUUCAAAAGAGGUGGAAAGUUUGUAGUUCUUGGCAUGAUCUUCUGUAUUGGUUGUUCAGUUCUGUUUAUGUAAUUUGCUUCCUGAUCUUUAGGAAUCAAUAUAUAAUCUGGCUUAUAUGUCACUAUAUCUAUUUGUACAGGUAUAGGAAUCUUUUGACCUCGGAAAACUUGCUCGACCAAUACUAUAACAUUUCGUGGAUCCUAGAAUAUGGAAUUUUUUUUAUUGAUUUUGUUUAAAUUACUGCAUUAUAAUUAUGAUAUUAAUCAUUAUCAUAUUAAUCAUAAGAAAGAAGAAUAUACAUGAAAAUGUUUUGAAGUAUCUGGUAACGCUGCAACUUUAAGUAUUUUCAUAUAAGAUGCUUCAGGAUAUCUUUGUUGAGUACUUCGUAUCACAAUUCUACCUACGCCAUGGUUUUUCAAAUUUCCUAAUAUUUCCCACAAUGGUUUGCCUUUCAAAUAAUGUGUCCUACCAAUGUAUUUUAUCACCAUAUUUUAUUCACUCAAUGUCUUUUUUGUUUUUAAAAUCGACUAAUUUCUUUUUCUCUGAAAUAAGGUUAGAUUUCUUGUUGAAUAUAAACAAGAAGUGUAAAUAGUGGAACAAGGACAGAUAUAAAGCAAAAAUUCAGAAAUCAACGCCAUCUUCAGAGUAUCACAAAUGACAUGCAUAAAGAAAAGAUAGAAUAUAAUAAAAAAAGGAUAGAGAUAGGAUAAGAAUUGAUUAUCAGCGCCAUUUUCUAAAUGUUAAAAUAUUUUCUCGAAACAAGAUAAGAAAAACUAAGAAUUGAGGAUUAGCGCUAGUCUUGAAUACUGAAAAUAUAUUUUUAAAAAUACUCAAAAGAUGGCGUUGAUCUUUAUUUUUUGUACAAUUUUAAAAGAUGUUUAUAAUUUUCAAUCAAGAAAGAAUAAUGAAUCAUAGUUUAUCUCAAACUAUUUACAAGUGUCAGAGCUUUAAUUUCUAUUCUUAAAAAAUGAAAAAUUUUAUUCAGAAGCUAAAACAUUUGUAUUUUAUUAUAAUUUUUUAUUUUAUUAUAUAACAAUUAAUGUUGUCUGUUUACAUUGCAAUAGUGUCAUAAUGUUAACUUUCUGAAUAAUUUUCCAAAUAUUUUUUUAAUUUUUAAAAAGGAGAAAAUAUAUAAACAUAAUUAAUCCAAAAAUAUUUUUUAGAUUCUAAUUAAUUUGAGUUCUUGAAGAUUAAAAAAUUUAAUUCAAAAGUCAUGAAAAUAGUAUUUUCUAUUUCUUGUUCUUACAUAAUUAAUUUUACUUAUUUACCAUAACAUGACUAUAGUGUUUUCUUUAAUUUUGAAACAUGAUAUAAUUUAAAAAUUAAAUUUUUGCUAUAAUAGUUGUCAUAUUAUAAUUUCGAUUAGUAUUUGAUAAUGAUGAAUAAUAUAUUAUCCAGCAAAUUAAUUAUGGAACAUUUAUUUUUUUAAGAAUGUAAAUUAGAUUUUUUGUUUAUAUUGAAAGUUUGUUUAUUUUGAAAUUAUUACGAUGUAAUAUGAAUAGAUUUAUAUUGAAUUAUGAUUAAUUAUAUUUUUAAUAAAUAAAGGAAAUAAUAAGAUUAUGUAAUGUUUAUUACAACAAAAUAUAACAAAUAUAUUGCAAAUAAAAUGCAGUACUUAACGAUCCGAAUUUACUUCGAAUCACUACUCACGAAAAAAAUAAUUAUUAAUCGUUUACAAAAUAAUAAUUAUAAUUAAUUUACUUAGCAUACUACGUCUUAGCAUACACAUUCUUAGAACAUAUUAUAAAUUAUAAUUAUCGUAUAAAAUCUUUGAAUCUUCGAGUUAUGAUGAAAUUAUAUUAAUGUUAUAAUUGAAAUUUCAAUUAAAACGUGAUAAAGUAGAUGUGUUUAAAUAAAAUCGAAAUAACGAAUGAAAUUGAAUAUGAUCCAAAUAUUAGAGGUAGUGAAUGAUAUUUUUAAUGAUGAAUCAAUAACGAUUAAUAAUUUGUUGAAUCCAAUCAAGAUAAUAAGAAACACGAGCAUAAACUCCAGGAAUACCAGGUUGUCCACAACCAAUGCCCCAUGAUACAAUUCCUGCCAACUGCCAAUGACCAUGUCGUUCGCAAACCAUUGGUCCACCGCCAUCACCUUUGCAAGCAUCUUUUCCUUCUUCUCCACCAGCACAAAUAAAUCCAGGAUGUAAAUUGAAACCUGGACCUAAUCUUGUUCGUCUCAUUUGUUGUUCACAGGCUUGGUUGCUUAUCACAGGGACAUCAACUUCUUUUAAGAUAUUUUGAUAUUUUCCAAAAUCUCCGAAUGCAUCUUUACCCCAACCGGUUGUCCAGCAUCUAUAAUUUUCCCAUAAUGAAAAAUUAAUUUUAAAAGAACGAAAUUACAAGUGAAUAAAUAUAAAUAAAAAAAAGUAAAUAAAUAAAUAAAUAAAAAUAAAUAAAUGUUUACCUGUUUCUAAUGAAGUCAUCGCGUUUGUCCGGUAAACAAGCAGGACUAAUGUGAGGAUUUUUUUGGAAAUCGACUUCAUGAUUUAUUUUCAAUAUGGCGAUGUCGUUAUAAAGAGUGCCAGCAUAAAAUUCUGGAUGCACAUAGACAUUUGCUAUAUCACGUUCUAUAUAGGGAUAAAAUUCAACAUCGUGAUUUACAUCCCAUUCUCCUAGUCGAACGCGAAGAUCUCGUGCUGCAUAAGUUUUUACGCAAUGAGCCGCCGUGAGGAUGUGUCGAGGAGAAAUCAGAGUACCACCGCAUACAUACACGCUUUCCGUUGGAUCCUUUUUCAGUAUCGCUACUUGCCAGGGAUAUUCACCUAUCGGAUAUAAAUGAAUUAAAUUUGAUUGUUGGCUUUACACGAUCGAGAUUUAAAAAUCUAUUUCUUACCGAAUUCAGCAUCACCAUCAACGUAAGAAGGGGUUUUAAUUCUUCCAUUGAUUCCUUGAGUAUAUCUGAUUCCGCACUGACCGGGUCGUGGUUUUCUCGAUGGCUGUCUUUGCGAACAACAAACAUAACCUGGACCACAAAUUCGAGUUGAUCCAACGCCUGCGUAUUGUCUCUGUUGAAAAAAUCAAAUUUUUAUUUAGAGAUGUAUUUAUAUAUCAUGUCAGAAGUUUAAUUAUAAAUAAAUUAUAUCUAUUUAUAUAUA